AUGUUCAUUUUAAGUACAUUUCAUUUUAUCAAUGAUGUAGGCAACUUAAGUUACGGUGGAUUGAAUUUAUCCAUUGAAGGCCCAAGUAAAGCUGACAUUGAAUGUCAUGAUAAUCAAGAUGGUACAUGUCUGGUGACUUAUCGUCCUACAGAACCUGGCACCUAUAUAAUUAAUGUGAAAUAUGCUGAACAACCUGUACCAGGAAGUCCAUUUGUUGUGCAUAUCGGGGGUGAACCAUCACUUAGAAUGAUGGAACGCAUAACACGACAAAGAGAACUUGCUGAUGCAACAUAUGUUGGUAGUCAAUGUGAAUUAAAUUUGAAAAUUCCAGGAAUAAAUAUUCGUGAUUUAACAGCUAAUGUAACUAGUCCAUCAGGUGCAACUCAACGAUGUGAUGUUUUAGCUACAGAUGAUGUGAAUUAUACCAUUAAAUUUGUACCACAAGAAAUGGGUGUACACACAGUGUCAGUACGUCAUCGAGGAUCACAUAUUUCUGGUAGUCCAUUCCAAUUUACUGUUGGCCCGAUUACAGAAGGUGGAGCGCAUAAAGUACAUGCUGCUGGUCAAGGUUUACAAAAUGGUUUAACUUAUUCACCAAAUGAUUUCAGUAUUUAUACACGUGAAGCUGGUGCCGGUGGUCUGUCGAUUGCUAUUGAAGGACCAAGUAAAGCAGAAAUUAAUUUCGAAGAUAGAAAAGAUGGUUCAUGUGGAGUUUCUUAUCGUGUCACUGAACCAGGUGAAUAUUUAUGUUCGAUUCGUUUCAAUGAUGAUCAUAUUCCUAAUUCACCAUUUCGUGUUAUCAUUAAUGAAGCAAUGGAACGAACAUUUUAUACACCUGAAACAAAAUUAUUAAAUGUUACAAGUAUUCAAGAUCGUGGUCUAUCGAUUGGACGUCCAACUGCAUUCACUGUUAAUUACUCAGGAAUGACAGGUAGAAUGAGAGCAUAUGUAGUAGCUCCAUCUGGAAUACAAACAGAUGCAGUUGUACAUCAAGUGGAUGUUGAUCAACAUGCAGUACGAUUUACACCUCAUGAAAAUGGAGCACAUUCGGUGCAUGUGUUAAUGGAUGAACGCCCAAUACCUGGAAGUCCAUUCCGUGUAUUAGUUGGACAAGAAGAAACUGGUCGUGUUACAGCUAGUGGAGAGGGUUUAACUCAUGGACGAGUUGGUGAACGUAAUCGAUUUUUCGUGAACACUGUCCAAGCUGGAAGUGGUGCUUUAUCAGUUACUGUAGAUGGUCCGAGUAAAGUUCAAUUAAAUUGUACUGAACGAUCAGAUGGAUAUGAUUUUACUUAUUUACCAUUAUCACCUGGUGAAUAUCUGAUCAGUAUUAAAUAUGGUGAUUCACAACAUAUUAUAGGUUCACCAUAUAAAGCAAUUGUUACUGGAGAUGCUGUACAUGAAACAAUCACAGCCGAUACAACACAUGUUGUAGUAGAAACAGGUGGACGUUUAGUGAAUGGACCACAUGCUAAUUUUGGUCCAUCUAGACCAGAUCGUGUUACAUGCUCUGGACCAGGAUUACAACAAGCAUAUCUUAAUGAAACGAAUACAUUUACAGUGAAUGCAUCACAAGCAGGUCAUGAUGUGCUGUAUGUCGGUGUAUCUGGACCAGUUGUAGCCUGUGAAGAAGUCAACAUCAAACAUAUGGGUUAUGGUCGAUACUCGAUUAGUUACACAGUACGUGAUCGUGGACGUCAUCUAAUCAUGAUUAAAUGGGGUGAACAACAUGUACCAGGCAGUCCAUUCACUGUGGAUGUUAUUUAAGAAGAACAAAUUAAAAUAUCUCUUCUCCUUCUCUGUUUGUUUUCGUUUCUCACUCUUCAAAUCAAUUAAUUUGUAUUACAACUUAAUUCAACCGUGAAUGUAGUAGUACUACUUACUAAUCACGAAAAAAAUUCACAUUUUAUACAUAUACAUAUAUAUAUACAUAUAUAUGCUUAUUGAAUUUUGCUUUUGAAUGAACAAACAAACAUACAAUUCAGACAAAUAUUCGUUUACAUGAAUCUAAUCAUCUUAUACUACUUACAAGUAGUACACAUACAAAAAAGUCAGGUGAAUUAAUUGUUUGCAAGAGAAAAAAGGAAAAUCCUGCAAAACAUACCGAAUUUCGGAAAAAUACUUAUCAGUCAAUCAAUAAAAAAAAUAUGUGCUUUGCUUUUUAUCCUCUUCAUAAUAUUAUAUAUAUAUAUAUAUUGUUUGAUUUCUAGGCUUUUCUGAAAUUCUUUUCCUCCUGGUUUUCUUUACGCAUGACUUCCUUCAACUUUAAAGAUGGCGCUAAUCAGUUAAACAAAGAAAAAGACUGUUCAUUAUUCAAUAGAUAGAUAAUAAAUAUUACAUAAAAAGUAGUUAGCCUGUCAAAAAUCUAAACUGAUUAUUAUUAUUAUUACUAUUAAUACUAUUUACAAAUGUGAAUACUUGUCAACUGAAUAGAUUUGCAUGUUACACAUAUAUAGUAGUAAUCACGCACAAGUGUACCGCUCACUUUGAAAUUGACCGAUUGAUUACUGCUUCCUUCACAAUUAUUGUUCUCUCUCUCUCGCCCCCGCCCUACUUUUUGUCUUUAUCUCAUGCGAAAGAGCUGACACAACCUAUUCAUCAUGAUUGUUAUUUAUAUAUACGAUAUUUUAAAUCUACUUGCGACUCUUUCUUAUUCGUUUAAAACAAAACACUAUUAUUACCCUUGCAAUAAAAUAUUCCUACCCCCUUACAAUGUGUGUUCUAUUAUACAGUUUGAAUGAAACAACCACAACCAUGUUAUGUGUUGUUGAGGGUGGUUUUCUCACCAAAACUCUAAACACACCCUAUUGUUCCUACUAAUUCUGUUAGUACUUAUUAUUAUUAUUGUUAUUGUGGCGAUGUUAUUUUCAUUUCCCCGCAAUGUCUCAGUUAAUUUUAUUAUGACAUAUAUAAAAUAACCUAAUCCCUCUUGUGCUAAAUCGUUCCCUUAAUUGAAGAAAUUUUAGUUACACAAUAAUUUUCUUUGCUUGCUUCUUGUUAUUUUAUGAAUAAUUUUGUGUGGGCUAAUAGAUGAUGCAGUCAGCGAUGAGAGAAGUUCGAGACGGAAAAUAGAAUUCAUCAUUAUGAAUUGUUUGAUUAUUGAAUAUAAUUUUAAUUACCUUUUU
Schistosoma turkestanicum is the source of this 3125-nucleotide messenger RNA. Lineage: Eukaryota; Metazoa; Platyhelminthes; Trematoda; Strigeidida; Schistosomatidae. The record is from the annotation of a GenBank genome assembly.